UUAAUUUGGGAGCCAAAAGUUAUCGAGCUAGCUAGAUCAAUGGAGAUGGAGAUGCUCAUCCUUUUUUUGCUGCUUCCCUUUGUUCCUCUCUAUCUUUUUCGUUUGUUGAACAGUAAUGCCCGCAAAAGUAUUACUGAAGUUGAUCAUCACCAUCAGCUCCAGCUCCCACCAGGAAGCUCAGGUUGGCCCAUCAUCGGUGAAGGCCUUGCUUUUCUGAUGACAGCCAAAAGGGGUGUCCCGGAGAAGUUCAUCGGAGAUAGGAGGAUCAAAUUUUCGUCAUCUUCACAUUCCAAAAGCAGCAUCUGCAAAGUGUUCACCACAUCGUUGCUACGUGAAUCAGUGGCGGUUCUGUGUACUGCCGCCGGAAACAAGUUCCUGUUUUCAAACGAGAACAAACUCGUCCACUCAUGGUGGCCUGAAAACAUCUACACCAUCUUUGCCGGCUCCGACAGACCUGAAUCCCACGAGGAGUCCAUUCGACUUCGCAAAGUUCUGUCUCCAUUUUUCAGCCCCAACUGUCUCCAAAAGUACGUAGGGAUCAUGGAUGCCUUCACUAAACGUCAUCUGGACGUGUUUUGGUCGGAUAAAAAACAAGUCAAAGUUCUAGCCCUAACAAAGAUGCACACCUUCGCAUUGGUGUGUAAAAUCUUCUUAAACGUGGAGGAUCCAUCAGUGAUUGCCAAACUAGAGGAGCCGAUUCAGCAUAUCGCAGCAGGCUUCAUUGCGUUGCCGAUAAAUCUGCCUGGCACAGCGUUCAACCGAGCCAUCAAAGCAUCCAUGCAAGUCCGGAAGGAUCUUGAAGAAAUGGUUCAACAGAGGAGAAUCGAUCUAGAUCGAUUUCGACAGACGGCUACUGCAUCAGAUGUAAAUGAGAAUAGUAAUUAUCAAGAUUUGAUGUCUAAGUUGCUGAUGGACACAUAUAGCGACGGCCGACAGAUGAAGGAAACCGACAUCGCCGACAUCGCCAACAAGUUAAAUGGUCUACUCAUUGCUGCUUAUGACAACGUGUUCAUCACCUUGUGUUCUAUUGUCAUGUAUUUAUCCGAGCUUUCUACAGUUUAUGAUGCCGUCCUGAAAGAGCAAAUGGAGAUAGCAAGUUCAUCAAAAGCAGAAGGAGAGUUGCUCAACUGGGGUGACAUACAAAAAAUGAAAUAUACAUGGAACGUCGUAUGUGAAGUGUUGAGAUUGGAGCCGCCAAAUCCUGGAACUUUUAGAGAGGCAAUGUCCGACUUUGUUUAUGAAGGAUAUCUGAUUCCAAAAGGAAUGAAGUUAUACUGGAGUGUGUUUUCGACACAUAAAGACCCAGAGUACUUCCCAGAUCCAAAGAAGUUCGACCCAUCAAGGUUCGACGGAGGAGGACCGGCACCUUAUUCGUAUGUUCCAUUUGGAGGAGGACCUCGGAUGUGCCCUGGAAGAGAAUAUGCUCGUUUAACGAUUCUGGUUUUCAUGCAUAACUUGAUCACUAGAUUCAGGUGGGAGAAGGUUUUUCCUGACGAGAAAAUGGUGAUGACCCCAUUUCUUCUUCCUACCAAAGGACUUCCGGUUCGCCUUUAUCCCCAUACAUCAUCAUUGUGAGCCAAACGAAGGAGGACUUGAACUCGCACACUUCAACUAGUUUCUCUUGUUAUAUAUUUAUGAAUACGAGGGGAAUUAUACGUAUAA
Molecule: messenger RNA, 1662 nt
Organism: Fragaria vesca subsp. vesca
Lineage: Eukaryota; Viridiplantae; Streptophyta; Magnoliopsida; Rosales; Rosaceae
Product: cytochrome P450 716B2-like
Exons: 3
Coding region: 40-1575 (511 amino acids)
Biological process (GO): sterol metabolic process
Molecular function (GO): oxidoreductase activity, acting on paired donors, with incorporation or reduction of molecular oxygen; monooxygenase activity; iron ion binding
Source: RefSeq, a predicted model, not a curated record